This is a messenger RNA of Protopterus annectens (West African lungfish), 12668 nucleotides long. Its product is annotated as disintegrin and metalloproteinase domain-containing protein 33-like. Gene Ontology annotation, biological process: proteolysis. Gene Ontology annotation, molecular function: metalloendopeptidase activity. Bases 580 to 3501 code for a protein of 973 amino acids. The record is from RefSeq and is a predicted model, not a curated record. NCBI's taxonomy places the organism in Eukaryota, Metazoa, Chordata, Ceratodontiformes, Protopteridae. The transcript has 23 exons.
UGUGUGUCUGAGUGUGUGUCUAAGACUGAGGCUUGAUAAAGUGAAGUAAAGUUACUGCUAAGGAGAAACAGAAGGAAAGAAGACAUGACUCAUAAGAAAGAGUUCGGUCAUUCAGACUAGAGGGCUGGAAGGGAAUGAUUCUGAAAGCACAGCUGAAAGGAAACAGACCUCUUGUUUAACACAGUAAGGGAGGGAGAACAAGAGGCAGAGAGAAAGAAAGAGACAGAAAUGCUAAAGAUAGAAUAUUAUUACAGAAACCAGUACUGUAAUCCAGAAAAUAUUAGUAAUCUGAAACAUCUAAGCUGAAGAAACAGAAAAUAAAUAAUUAUUGUUUACAGAUUUUGGAACUAAAACUACAGAGUUUAUGAACAACUUGAUUAUUUGGAGCCAACAAGGAAAAAAAUAGUGUAGGAAAGCAAAAAGAACGUUUUGCAACUGCAGAACCAGGUCUUAUGUUGUAAGUUUGAAGUCGUACUCCACACAAGCUAAACUGACAGAAAGAGCUGUGAGACGUGGGCAGCCAUCCCAGUCAAGAAAUACUUGUGACUGGAUUUAUAUUAUACUGCAUUUGUAUAAAGGAUGAAGGCAUGCGGUCACUGGGGUCUUUUCCCCUGGCACUAUCUUAACUUGCUUCUUCUAGCCUACAUUGCUCGAUAUUUUGGAGAUGGAUACCCACUGCAAGAAGGAGAACUUCUUGGAGAAAUCAUUAUUCCAGCCUGGGUCUCUCAACAGUGGACAGAACCAGCAACGGCCACAGACAGACAGAAAAGAUAUCCAGCAAGAGGCGAGAUUACAGUGACCGUUGAUGGCAAGGAACUUGUCUUGGAGGUUGAACAGAACAGUGAACUGCUGGCAAAGGGAUACACUGAGACACAUUACACCAAGGAUGGGACACCAGUGACCAGUCAACCUAAUCAUACAGACCACUGCCAUUACCAUGGACAUGUGAAGAAAUAUCGAGAAUCAUGGGUAGCCCUUAGCACCUGCUCUGGAUUCAGGGGCCUUAUAGUCCUGGAAAAUGAAACUAGCUACUACAUAAAGCCACUUGGAAGCAGUGUUUCAAAACAUCACACCAUCCACAAGACAACAAAUAUGCCAGUAAUAAAUGGUACAUGUGGACAUGAAUCCCAUUCACUGGACAACAUGUCAGACUUCACCAAGAUGAUCCAAUCUGUACAUUCAAGGAUAAAGCGAAAUACCUGGACAACUCAAAAAUAUAUGGAAUUAUUCAUUGUUGCAGAUAAUGCCUUGUAUCGGAAACAACAGCAAAAUUUGGGACAAACAAAACAAAGAAUUCUAGAAAUUGCCAAUUAUGUGGACAAGUUUUACAGAUCUGUAAACAUCAAGGUGGCUCUUAUAGGACAAGAGGUCUGGACAGAAAAAGAUCAAAGCCAAGUGAGUGAUGAUCCAAAUGCAACCCUCUGGGCCUUCAUGAAAUGGAAACAGAAAUUGAAAUUUCGGAAGAAACAUGAUAAUGCCCAGCUCCUAACGGGAGUAGUAUUCAAAGGAACGACCAUUGGCAUGGCUCCACUGGAAGGAAUGUGCACCCAGGACAAUUCAGGAGGUGUCAGUGUGGAUCACUCUGAGUUACCAAUCGGUGCUGCUGCUACCAUGGCCCAUGAGAUUGGACACAAUUUUGGUAUGAGUCAUGAUGCUGAGGGCUGUUGCACUGAGGCCAAACCUGAUGAUGGAGGCUGCAUCAUGGCUGCUGCAACAGGACAUCCAUUUCCCCGCGUCUUCAGCAAAUGCAGCAAAAAUGAACUCCUGACCUAUUUUCAGAAAGGAGGUGGGAUGUGUCUCUUUGAUAUGCCCAACACUGAUGACCUGGUGGCAGGGAAGAAAUGUGGCAACGGUUUUGUGGAAGAGAAUGAGGAGUGCGACUGUGGUGAAGUGGAGGAAUGUACCAAUCCAUGCUGCAAUGCAAACAACUGUACGCUGAAGGCUGGAGCUCAGUGCGCACAUGGUGACUGUUGUUCAAACUGUCAGCUGAAGAAUGCAGGAUCAGUUUGUAGACCACCAGCUGGAUCAUGUGAUUUACCAGAAUACUGUACAGGGACAUCACCAUACUGUCCUGCCAAUGUCUACAUCCAUGAUGGUUCUACCUGUGCAAACGGUGCUGCCUACUGUUACAAUGGAAUGUGCCUUACACAUCAGCAGCAGUGUGUUCAGCUCUGGGGACCAGGUGCGAGACCAGCCCCAGAUGCCUGCUUUGAAGAUGUAAAUGCUGCAGGAAAUGCCUACGGAAACUGUGGCAAAGAUAGUCUUGGAAACUACAUUAGAUGUGAAAAGAGAGAUGCAAAAUGUGGUAAGAUCCAGUGUCAAAGUGCAGCCACAAAACCAAAAGGCACCAACACAGUCUCUAUAGACACUACUAUUAGGCUGGAGGGACGGGAGGUGAAGUGCAGAGGAACAUUUGUCUACACUAAACAUGAGGAAGAGAAAGAUCUGCCAGACCCAGGACUUGUAAUAGCUGGAACUAAAUGUGGUGCUGGAAUGGUCUGUAAAGAACGCAGGUGCCAGAAUGCUUCAUUCACAGAACUGUAUGAAUGCAUUGCUCGAUGUCAUGACAACGGGGUCUGCAACAGCAACAAGAACUGCCACUGCAACAGGGGGUGGGCCCCUCCAUUUUGUAACAAGCCAGGACUGGGAGGCAGUGUUGACAGUGGGCCAAUACAACCAGACAGCCAGGUGGGUUUGGUUGUCGGGUUACUGUUUGCAUUCCUGGUGAUACUUCCUGCUCUGUUUGUUGCUGUGUUUUGCUGCUACAAGAAGGAGACAUCGCUCUUCAACACAUGGAUAAAGAAGCGAAAGGAGAGCGUAGAAACAAGCAGAAACCGUAAGUUGGAUAAGAAAGUUUACAAGGGACAACCUGAUGCUGCAGUACCUCUUAAGAGUAUUACUCCUUCUGAAACUGGCAACAGGAUUAAUAAGCCUGGAAAAGAAGCUUCAGCAAAUGGCUACCAGCCUGUCAAUAUAGUGCGUCCCCUCCGUCCUGCACCUAUUCACAACAGCCAGAGCCAAGGUAUGAGAGAACUGAAACCGUUGAGACCUGCACCUCCCAUUGGAAAGUCACCCAUGCUUCCUGGGAAGAAAGAAAGCCAUCCUCCAACUGGAAGCUCACCAACAUUCCUUACAAAGAAAGAAGUUCCUGUCAAGAAACCAAUACCUCCUGCUAGCAAACCUUUUGUGUUCCCUGUAAAGUCAGAAGAUGAUGCAAUGAAACCUAUACCUCCAAGAAAACCUCUACCCAUCCAGCCAGCAAAGAACAUUCCAGCUGUGUUUACUACUCCAGUAAAGGAGACUCCUCCUGUAAAGCCCUUACCUUUGAAACCGGCCCAUACCAAAGCUGGAGCAUUGACAUCCAACAAUUCACUGCUUGUCACAAUGCCUACAGUGAAGGCCAAAUCAGCUGUCAGCAAUCCUGUGCUUCAGAGUGGAAAACCACUAAAGCCUUUACCUACAAACAAACCUCAAGCAACAUCCUUCCCAUUUAGAAAAUGAUACCUCUAGAAUAGGACAAUCGUGACCAGCAUUGCAUUCACUGCACCACAGGAGAACACAACUUCCUCAAGAAUGACAGGUUUGAUAACUGCAAGCAGAAGAUAAGAACAUUAUAUGGAUAUAUUUUUAUACAAGUCAACGGCUCAUUUAAUAAUGCUGGAGGAAGAAAUAGUGCCUGAAACUUAUGUCUUCAAACUGAACUGCUUCAGAUGCUGUUACAAACUGAGAGAGUUGUGAUAUCUACUUAACGUGGCUUGGCAGCAGUCAUGAAACCAAAGUACUUUACUUGUCACCCAGUAUCUCUCAAUAGUGACACAGCCACUUCACAGAAGCAGAGAAUGUCAGAACGCAAUGCUGAUAAAUUAUUUAACACAUUUGCACUGCCACAAAACAGAAGCAAGUAGUCCAUUUGUAUGAAGCACUGUGUUGGAAAUACUGAAUAUGCAUCUACAUAGCAGCACUGUUCUUUUUAAUGUAAAUCAUACCGAGUGAUGCUGCUGUUUAUAGUUCUGGGACUAGUGAUUGCAGCAGAGCCUUUUGACUUUGGUAGUUAUACAUACUGUGGCUUCCUUUCAUCUGUCUCACUAUCAGUCAUACUACCCAUCUAUAGUUCCAUUGCACUUACAGCAGAUAGCAAUUUUCCUGAUACUCACUGGUUAUGUUCUUGUGUUAUGUUAUGUUAUGUUAUGACACUGACAAUUAUGUCUGCAACUCACCAUCUGGGCAUCUGUAGUACCUAAAAAUACUUUGCUAAACUGAUCAUUCACCAUGUCCCUGUAAUAUGACAACAACACAGAAACUGAUCUGCACCUAUGUUUCUGUGGUAACUAAACAGAAAUAACAAAACUGCUCAUUCCCAAGUGCUUACCCUUGCAGAGUGUUUAACAGCAUUAAUCAGGAUUUAUGAUACAGGUCACAACAUACCACACACCAAAUUUCUUUUGUACUUGACAACACUAAAUUAGUUCUUGAAACUCAUGUUACUAUAUCCCAGAAAGUAACAGUGUGAGACAAGACCAUCCAAUACCAUCUACAUUUCCAGGGCAGCUCAUAGACUUACAAAUAUUCUUAAUUCUCAUCGACACAACAUUAACAAACAGCUGAAUUCUCAGCUGGGGGUACCUACUGUGCAGUUUAUGUGCCUUACCCAUGUCCUGUGGGUUUCAACAGCUGUUCUGGUUUCUUUUUAUAUCCCACAAACAAUUUAAUAUUCCUCCGUUUUCCUCAUAGGUCUGUUCACAGUGGGAGAGUAAAUGUGCAUGUAUUUUUAGAUGAGUAGACAGCUUGUUAUGGGCACACUUCUAUGCCUUACAUCACUAAGUGCUGGGGUAGGCUGCAGUCCCUAUGCACUACCCCAUGACCACACACCAAAUAGAAUGAGUAAUCAGAAAAUUAAUUACUGCACUUUAAGGAAAGAAACUGGAGCCCUCCUAAGACACAUUUCUGAUGCUUCCUGUGUCUUGUGCCUGUGGUAGCUGGCAGCAGUGCACAGUGCUCAUGAAACUGGAGUCCUCCUAAGACACAUUUCUGAUGCUUCCUGUGUCUUGUGCCUGUGGUAGCUGGCAGCAGUGCACAGUGCUCAUGAAACUGGAGCCCUCCUAAGACACAUUUCUGGUGCUUCCUGUGUCUUGUGCCUGUGGUAGCUGGCAGCAGUGCACAGUGCUCAUGAGACCUUCUGAGCCAUACCCAUCACAUACUGAUUCAGUAGGUCCAUCUUCAGUGAUGGUCAGUUUCCUCAAAACAUGCAAACUUCCCUUAUGGUUGAGUGAAUCAUUUGUUAAUCAGGUAGACCCACUUGACACACAGUCCCUUUUCACAAACAACUCAGAAGCAAUGUCUGAUUAAGUGACUUACUCAAAGUCACACAGUGGGCAAAUGAGGGCUGGGGAAACAAACCCUGUACCACAGGAACUACAUCUCACAGCUUUAACCAUUUGCAAAACAUAAGUAGUACCCGUGGCAGACCCCUGGUUAGAAUGUAGAGACCUGACCCCCCCCCACUUAUGACUCAAUUUAUGUGGUCCCAUUUUGGUUAAAUGAUCUGCUGAAAACAAAAUUGCUGAAUGCUACUACAUUUACCACAUCUCUGUAAAAUCAACAGCACUGAGCAACGCUUUUGCACGAUUUGCACGACUCUGUAAUGCCUAGCAGGGCUGACUGAGACUCCUAAAAUCAUUUCUGAUAAGGGAUAAUACUGACAUCUGUGACACUAUCUAUGUCACCUAACAGCACUCAGUAAGAUUCCUAAAAUGGUGUGCAAUGAAACUCAUGGCACUGCCUACUGUAUGCCUCUGUGACAACAGACAAUAAAGAAUCAUAUUUUUGGCCCUCUGCUUGUGGCUCUUGAAAGCAGCAAAUUAGACCAAAUACAUUACCUGUGUCAUGGCUUUGUGGCACUAGAUGUCUCUAAGUAAAAUUUCUGGCACUGAUAUACAUCUUCAAUACCUGCAAAUAUCAAGUAAGUCCAGUCUAUUAUGCCUUUGUGUGUUUUACAGCAUUCAGCAACACUUCUAGAAACUACUCUAUCAAAUUUCUAUGAUAUAUUUUAUUAGGGGCUGACAUAUUUAAUACAAAUGUCAUGUUUCUGUGGUAGCUGAUAGCAGCAGUGUACUCUGGCUGACAUGUUGACAUGUACUGUGCAAUAUCUCUGAGUCUGAGUACAUGCAAGCAAUGAGUGACACUACUAGUAUGUACUUUGUUGUAAUUGUGUAAAAGCUGAGACAUCAGUUAUCUGCUUUAUCAAGUCUCUGUAGCAUCAGACAGCAUCCAUAGCACUAAUGGUAGCCAGUAAGGCUUCCCUUGCCAUACCAUAUGUUGGAAGUGUUCCAACUAAAAUAUAUAUAUAUAUAUAUAUAUAUAUAUAUAUAUAUAUAUAUAUAUAUAUAUAUAUUUUUUUUUUUAAAUAUAUGGGAAAACACUGAGAAAGACUCCUGUCAACCAAAUAUGGGAGGUUUCUGCAGUACCUGACAGCAGCACAAAGACUCGUGGAAAGCAGUAUGACGUGCCUGUAUGACAUAAAACAGCAUUAACAUGACUCCUUAUACAGCUUUCUGAUGUCACAUGUCCCUGAAUGAUAUUCCUGACAUCUGCUGUGUUAAGUCUCUAUAGCACCUAACAGCAAUGAAUGAGAAUGCUGACACCCACUGAUUCGUGUAAACUUGGCAUCUAAAUGCUAUGAUUGACUCUUGUCUUGUAAGUUAUGUGGCAGUAGUGGGUGUUCAUGACACGUAAUUGCAAUGAAUAAGAGUAAUCAACCACUACGUUAUGGCACAGUGGUGCUUGUAAUUCAGUUCAUCAAGACCAAUAUAGUGAAACCCAUUUGGUCAAGAUAAGUAGGCUGAAUGGACAUUUCAAUGAAAAUGUUAUAACUUACCUUGAGUUUUAGUUAUUUAUGAGAUUACCUGGGUACAGCAGCCUACAUGAAGGUACAGAGGAUUUUUGUCUUUCUGUUGAAAUUUCAAGGACUAGAAUUGUGUUCCUUAGAACAAUGGGGCUGAAUCUGCAAAUACAGACACAGAUAUACUAACCCAGAGUUUGUGGUUCCAUGGAGUAUACCUCAUACUAGUUUGUAAUGAUCUCAGACUUCAUUAUAUAAGGUAGUUAGAGUACAGUACCACCACUGCAACAUUCAACCUCCCUGCAAAACUGCUUUAAGGGUGCUACAACAAGUUUCAAGAUUCCCUGCAUUUUUAUUCUACUUGCAAUUUACUUUUCAGAGUUGCAAGACUCACAAUUAAGGGUCUCACAGUUCUAAUUGCGAGCAAGAGUCGUUGCCCCGUGUAAAAAUCUUUUGGUAAGUUGCCUAUUUUGUCUAUCAAUCUUGGCUAAACAGGCUUUGUUAAAGAAAAAAAUUUUGAAUUAAACAACCUGUAUGUGUAACACACUGUUCCAUGUUUUUUUUUGUUUAGACAAAACUCCCGACACCCACUGCAUAAGACUUUGUGGUGCCUAACACCAAUGAGUGCUACUCCUGACACCUAAUACAGGAAGUCCAUGCAAUGUGACAUUGCACAGCAAGACUUUAGAUACCUACUGUAGUACUUGAUGGCACCAUGCUUCUAAUGCCUCAUGUACUAUGAUACUGUGGCACUUGACACCACUAAUCAGUACUCCACACACACACACACACACACACACACACACACACACACACACACACACACACACACACACACACACACACUGUAUCCAGCCUCCAUAUUGCCUAACAGCACUGAAUGUGGCAGUUGGCAUAAUGGUUAAGGUGUUUGCCUUAAAGACGCAAAGUGCAGGGUUUGAUUUUUAUCUUUGGGAAGCAUGGCUAGGCUUAAAAAGCCCCCUUGUGAUCAUUAGCCUAAUAGUUACUUAUGAACCUAUUAAGAUCCACUAUACUAUUUUUGUAGCAAUUAACAGUACUUUGUAAUCUGUCCUGAGAGCAUCUGGUUCAUAUUUCAUUGGCACCUUACAGUACUACAGCAAACACUUGGUACAUAUAGCUCUGGGCCUCACUGGUACCAAGUAGCAUUGAAUGAAACUCCUGCUACAUGUUCAGUCAUGUCAUGGUGGUCCUCAACAACACUUGAGUCAGUCGUCUGGCAUCUCCUUUACAUGCACCUCUAGCACCAAACAGGAACCAGCUCAACCCUGAAUACAUGCAUUUUUAUGUCUUUCUAGUACCCAACACUAUAGCUACAGCAAUCCACAGUAUACUUUUCUGUACUGCCUGAGAAAAAAAGCAGUUCUCACAAUGCCUUCUGUAUCAUGUGUGCAGAAACAAGACUACACUCGCCAACAAGCCUAACACCUACUGACAGAAAUCGGUGUCAUUAUUAGUACACAGCAUGUCAUGUUUCAUUGACAACUAAUUUUUCCACAGUGCUGUUAUAAUACCAAAGUCUCAUGUCUAUGGCACCUGAAAAGACUCACAACAGUAAUGAUACCUACUGAAGUAUAUCUUUUCUAAUACUUGAGACAGUGUAUCUGCACAAACAGCACUACACCACACACUGUACCUGCAAACCUAACACCUCUGUAUCAUACACUGUACCUGCACAUCUGACACCACUACACCAUACACUGUAACUGCAUAUCUAACCCCACUAUACCACACACUAUAACUGCACAUCUACCACUGCACCACACACUGUACCUGCAGACCUACAACUACACCAUACCUCCACAAAACCUGACAACUGCAACUAAAAAGCCUAAGACUUCACAGCCAUACAGCAUGUGACACAACUAAAGUAAAAAGACAGCAAUGAACAAUACUCUUGCUAUAUUACUCUACAGUACCCUACAGCAACAUCAACCUUUGUAAUACAUUUCUGAUGCACAUAAUAGUACUUCGUUAAUAACUAUCUACACCUGAUAUAUCUGCUUUGCCAACACUUACUGAGAUUCAUGAUAAUCGAUGUAUAAUACUACUGCGGCAUCUGACACCAUGAUAAGAAAAAAAUCUGGUAUCUUCUGUGCUGCUGAAGAAUACACAAUAAGUCUACGCCACACCAGGGCACAAAACAGAAUUCCUGUUUCCCACAAGUCACACAUUUGUGGUUCUUGUUAUAAUUUAUAUAUCAAAAGUAAACAACAGUACUUGGAGCAAACCUCAGGAUUCUGAGUUAAUACUUCUAAACUUGGCAGAAAUGAGUUUCUCCUCAUGCUGUAUGCAUGCAACUUUACACUACAAAUUCAGUUAAACAUCUUUUACCCAUCACACACACACACACACACACACACACACACACACACACGCGCACACACACACCAUUAUUGUGUGCUUAACAACACUGAAUAAGACUAAUGAAACUUUCAUUUGUCAUAUUCCUGUCACACCAUAUUGAAAAAACACUGUCUGUCAAAUAUUAAACCCGAGUAAUACUUUUGUCUUGGCCCCAUGUCCCCUCUGUCACCAUUUACCAGGUCCCCUAUUAGCCUAUGUAUUCUCUUCUCCUCUCAUCUGUAUGAGGGGCAGGGGAGUAUGGAGAAAUCUUCCCAUAACCCUAGGCAGAAGAAGUCCCCUCCUCUCUGGAGGAAAGGCAGCCUUAAUGACCAUUCACAUGGUGAUAAUGACAUCCCCAUUUGAUAACAGUGAAUGCAAACAGGCUGGCAUUAUAUAUAUGUAACCAGGGGCAGGGGUAUGUUUGGUACAAAGGAGAAAGGGAAGCAAGGCUUAUUUCAAAAGACUUUAUCACUUACGAUACCGCACCGCUCACCCCCCCCCCCAAUUACUCACCUGCAGUAAAGGAUAACUGCUGCAGAAUUCCCUGAGGGGGUGCCCCAGUUAUAGGCAGAACCCCCAGUUCCUUCCAUCCAGAAGGCAGGCUGAUGUAAAAUGACCAUUCCCACCCCCAACCUGGCUUCUCCAGUGCCUGAGCCACUAAUCAAACUUGAGUUGUCUGGUCACAGUCAUGGCUUUAUCCUUCUAUACUACAUAGAUGGGCUGUUCAAGUAAUGCAUUAGUGUUUCUUCAUCUUUAUGCUACUGCACAGCAGUAACACAAAAUUCCAAACAUCUAGCUAGACUGUAUUUGUGGUUUCUUUCAGCUUUAAUGCACAAAGCUAAUGCCAAUCCUGUUUCAGUGCCACUUGAGAAUACUGAACAAACCUUACCAUCCACCACAGCAUUCUGAGAGGUUUUAGUAAGAGAAAAUUGCUGGUAUCCACUUACUGUGCCUUUGGGAUAUUUGUGAGUUAUAAGUGAGACUUCUGACAGUCACAUACAUACAUACAUACACACACACACACACACACACACACACACACACACUACCAUGACCAGUGACAGUAGUCACUGAAACGGCUGAGACAAUGAGUGAGACAGAGAGACUGACUCAUUUAGUAAGACAAGAAAUCAUGGUUUUUAAGGCCCAGCAUGUCUGUACUACCAAGUAUUGCUGAGCAAGACCAGGUUACCUGCUAAACUGCUACACUAGCUGUGUAGUGCCUAACUGAAUUUUUAAACCUAUGCAACAAACAUAGAUUAAUGGUAAUGAUGAGGUACAAAGUAGCAUUCAUGCACAUCUCUUUUUCAGGUUUCUACUACUGAGUCUCUCAGUGCAGACUAAGAUUUCAAAAAUGUUGUUGUGACUAAAGGGAAGGAUUAGCAAUGCUUCCUGACCAUUAUCUGUCACAUUUCUGUGGUACCUACCUGUACACUAAGGAGUCUAUCAUAUCCCCUACCAAGAUGUUUCCCUGGUAUUAGUCAAUGAAAAACAUUCUAGAUACCUAUCCAUCAUCUCAUAUUUGUGGUGCUGACAUAAGUGGUUGUAAAUUGUGCUGACCAGCUGACAUGAAUUGCUGGUUCCUCAUCACACUACAAAUAAGCCUUGUACCAACCUACUGUCCGUCUGUGAUAUCUCCUUAGUACUUUGGGAGGCUUCUGCUAUUUUCCUACCACCAGGCCAUAUCCCCUAACAACGCUACAUGGUAUUGGUCUGCGACAUCUAACAGCACCAAGAAAGACUCCUGGUACUUUCUCUUCCAUAAUCAAUAUCCAGCACUUGGCAAUUCAAACAGUACUUCCAUCUUCCUGCAUACUGUUAUUCUGUGAUAGUCAAAACGCCGCUUAUCUGGAGGAACUUUUGGAUUUGUGGGACCGGACAUCCCUAAUCAAGACACCUGAUACUCACCAACAUGGCCACCAACUAUCAAUCAAAAGACACAGCAGAACUCUAAUAACCUGCAAAAUAAUAUAAGGCAUUUGACAGACAGGUAAGACUGCUGAUACCAACUAAUUAUCAUUCUAUGGUACCUGAUAACACUGAGUAAGGUUCACAUUACUAAUCAAUCAACUACAGAUAUGUCAUCCUUGACUAGAGAAACCAAAGCUUCAGCUACCUACAGUUUAUAAAUUUAUGUUAUUCAAUAACAUUGAGCACAAUUUAGGAUGUCCACCAAAUUGUCCAUCUGUGAUACCUGGCACCAUUCAGCAUGAAUGCCCACCAAAAACCCUCUGGCAAAACUAACAGAAAUUAUCAACUGGGCACACCUAACAGAGCUGAGCAAAUCUCUUGGUGCCUAUUUAUCAAUGGCUUGUUAGACCAGAAGAGUUCCUGAUGCCAAUGUGUCAUUAUUCCGAGGCACUUGAUAACAAACAGAAAGACACGCCACGUAACAGCAUGCAGCAUGUGGGCACUAUGUACAGAUGCUACAUAACAGAAACAGUUCCCCAGAUUCCCUGCUCUGAUGUUCAAGUGGCAAGUAAAGAGUAUCAGUAUUAAAGUGUUUAUAUUCAGCGGACAACAGUCACAAGGGUAUCCCUUGCAGCAGUCCACUUUACCCGAGCGUGCACUAAGUGCAGUGUUAUAAAGAACUUCUCUGGCAGUGACUCUUACACUCAUAGCCGUCCUUACACAUAGGCCAACUAGGCGGCCACCUAGGGCGCUGCUCUAGUAGGGGCGCUUUUCCGGUAUUUAUUUGGUAUAGGUAGACUAGGAUGGGGGCACCGGGAUGGUGUGGUGGGGGGGGCGCCAUGGAGACCUUUUACCUAGGGCACCAGUUGACCUAAGGCCGAUCCUGCUUACACUGUUCAUGUCAGAAUAACAGCCUGACCUGCAAUAUACAGUACUGUAUUUGUCCACUCAUAAUUAGUUUCUGAAUGAAUGUUUACAUUUUUAAAUACAGAAAAUUAAAAACUUGUACUGUUCUGGUGCGGUAUAUGAAUGCAAACCUCCACUUACAUAGUAAGGAUGUGCUUCUAAAUUAAUCUCUUAUGGGCCCAAAUAGAAAACUGUUUACAUCUUCAUAGUUAUUGUAUGACAUCAGAGUGAUGUAUCUCUGCAAUAUGUGCUUCAUAUUGUUUGUCCACAUGAAUAUGAAGAGUUAGAAAUAGUGUUUACAUAUACAUAGAGGAACACACCUAGGUACUAUUACUGUACAUUGUUUAAAAGUUGCAGUACUGUAAAAAUAUUGUCUGGAUGUUUAUAAUAAAAUGUUUGCCUAUAAAGAAAGAAUGAAUUGGCUGUGCUCCAUAGUUCAUGAAAAAGUACUCCUGCAUAAAAAUUCAUUGUCUGAACAGUGCUGUUGAUCUAUGCUGCCUGCAUCACCGGAUCAGAAAAAUGCUUAGAUUUACUAAAUGUGCCUGAUAAAAUGUCUAUGGUAACUCUCCAACCUGUUUUUUGUUUUCCUCCAAAAAGCUGUAACAGGACACCAAAAGCUAAAAUAAACUAUUUUCAUUUUGUUACAAAA